AUGGCUGCCGCUUCUGUCAACAACAGCAACUCUCAGGCACAGCCCGAGUCAACCUUGGAGAAGCUCAACCAAAAUCAUACUUCUACUCCUUCGGUUAGUUCGAAAUUAGAUGGAGCGACCGCCAACGGCGUGGAUAGCAUUGACAGCCCGUACUUCAAAGAACUGCAAAGGAGCUUGCGCAAUACUGUGAAGAAGUUGAAUGCGACCGCUAAAGUCGAUGCCAUCAUUGCCGAGAAUUCCGGAAAAUCCCUUGAUGACCUGGUUGCCGAGAAGAAGAUCAAUGCCGACCAAAAGGCGCAGGCAUUGAAGAAGCCCGCUCUGCAAGCCACUAUCGCUCAGAUUGAAGAGCAGAUCGCCAACUACAAGGAGUUUGCAGCCCAGUACGAGCAACGCCUGGCCACGCAGCAGGCCGAGUUAGAGAAGGCCCACAAAGAGGAGUUGGAUGCAAUCCAGGAGAAAGCUGUCUCUGAGGCCAAUAAAGCGAGUCAGACUGACUUGAGACAGCGUCUGCUUAGCUUGAGCAAAUUUCUCUGUGCUGCUGCCACCAUGAGACGUUCUGGCGAUGAAACCUCCAACCUGACUCGUGCCUUUGAGGGUGUCUUAUACCAGGUUUAUGGAGGGUCGCACGAGGCCGUCAAUUCGAUGUUAAAGCUAAUUGAUGGUGCGGAUGACAAGGUUGUCAGUGUCGAAGGGGAGGCACUGGAGAUCACCUAUAGCAAAGUGAAACAGACUUCUGAAGAGCACGCCCCUGCAACUGAAGAAGUAACCACGGAUACUGCUCCCGAAUCGGAUCCUACUUUGGCCAAUGCGGGUUACACUGAGCUCCAGGAUUCCUCUUAUGGCACCGGAAACCCCGCCGUGAACGAGCCCACCAAUGCUGUAUCCCAGCCCGAGCAGGUCACUCCACCAGCGCAAACACUCGUUGACGAUGCCGCUAACCCUGUUGCUGAGGCUAGCUGGAAUCCCAAGACGGGCGAUUCUCUUGCCUCUUCGGCGAAUACCGAUGGCUGGGUUGAAGUGCCACGUGAUCCUGCCGAGACUGAUACUGGCAUUGAGGCUACACCUGUAGUUGCUGACACAGGUGAUAACAAUGUGACUGCAGAAGAGACUACGGGCAAUGGUGCUGAGAAUGUCACUGUGCCUAAAUCACAAGGUAGCGACGGUUUCGAAGCGGUCGUGCAUCAUCAGAGACAGCCGAGUUCCCGUGGCCGUGGCCGUGGCGGGCGUGGACGUGACGGGUUUCGGGGACGCGGACGUGGCGAUUUCAGGGGUCGUGGUAGAGGUCGUGGUGGCCGCGGGCGUGGCGGACUUGAUGGCAACACUGUCACACCUCCUGCCGGGGCUCAGUAG
This is a messenger RNA of Aspergillus bombycis, 1350 nucleotides long. RefSeq lists its product as uncharacterized. The coding region runs from base 1 to 1350 and encodes 449 amino acids. The transcript is spliced from 4 exons. The record is from RefSeq and is a predicted model, not a curated record. Lineage: Eukaryota; Fungi; Ascomycota; Eurotiomycetes; Eurotiales; Aspergillaceae.